CUCACUCCCAGCUCUUCUGUAACAGGGAUAAUGGAAGGCCAGGCAACAGAAAAUGAGCUCCGCCAACGCAGGCCUGCGGCGGCAAACAGCACCUUCACUCCGAGCGAGGAGGGUAGGAAACGGGAUGAACAACUCGACAAACAUGAACAUUAUGAAUUUGGCGGACCUGCUGGUGUUGUCACCAUGAUGGUUGGAUUCCCAAUCCUUAUGUACUAUCUUUGGAUUUGCCUGGUAUUCUAUGAUGGCAAGUUGGUUUCCCCCACAUCUUUGGAUGACGUGCAGCCUUUCUUGGCCAGGAUGUGGGAGCAUGUCCGUGUAGAUGCAAGCCCGAACGCGUAUGCAUGGAAAGUCUACUCUGGAUUUUUCUUUUUCCAGCUCUUCAUUGCCUUCAUUCUUCCUGGCUACCAACAAGAGGGUCUCCCUGUACCAUCGCUCGGAUACAAAACACUCAUGUACAACUGCAACGCUCUCUCCUGCCUCUACGUCACCAUGGCCACUGCAGCCGCUCUCCAUCUUACUGAUACCUUCCGCCUCACAUCGAUCAUUGAUAACUACGGACACUUAAUGACUGUAGCCAUUAUCUACGGAUUCGCUGUGAGCUUCGGGAUGUACUUCUUAACAGUAGCCCAGGGCAAGCAGAUCCGUAUGUCAGGCAACUUCUUCUACGACGUGUUCAUGGGUGCUGUUCUCAAUCCUCGCAUUGGAAGCGUGGACUUGAAGAUGUGGGCGGAAGUACGCAUUCCGUGGAACAUUGUUUUCUUCCUCGCGGUGUCGGGAGCGUGCAAACAAUAUGAAAAGUACGGAUAUGUUACUCCUAAUAUGGCAUUCAUGUGCCUCGCGACCUGGCUAUAUGUUAAUGCUUGCGGGAAGGGCGAGGAAUGCAUCCCUCAGACUUGGGAUAUGUUCCACGAAAAAUGGGGCUUCAUGGUUAUCUUCUGGAACUUUGCUGGUGUACCAUUUACCUAUGUAUACUCCGUCGUAUAUAUGGCCUCACACGACCCUUCCGAAUACAAGUUCUCAACACCUGCUUAUGUUGCGCUCUACGUCACCUUGCUAACGGCUUACUAUAUAUUCGAUACGUCCAUGUCGCAGAAGAGCAGGUUCAAGAUGCAAACACAAGGCACUUUCAAGUGGCGGAAAGCCUUCCCACAACUUCCUUGGGGUACAUGCGAGAACCCAACGUACAUCCAAACAUCACACGGCAACCGCCUCCUAACAUCCGGCUGGUGGGCAUACGCCCGCAAACCAAACUACACCGCUGACUGGGUCCAAUCCCUCACAUGGGGCCUCUGUAUCGGCAGCGCGUCCAUAAUCCCAUACUUCUACUCCGUCUUCUUCAUCACUGCCCUCAUCCACCGCUGUGGUCGGGACUUUGAGCGCUGUGCGAUGAAGUAUGGGAAGGAUUGGGAUCGGUAUUGUGAGGUUGUGAAGUAUAAGUUCAUUCCUUACAUUUAUUAGAGAUGUGGUGUGGUGUGGUGUGGGAUUUAUUAUGAUUAGUAGUUGACCUUCGGAGUAAGUUGCAUGACGGCUCAAUCUUAAUUGGAUAGGAUGGAAAAUAAACAUAGCAUUACGA
Messenger RNA from Fomitiporia mediterranea MF3/22, 1573 nucleotides. RefSeq names its product ERG4/ERG24 ergosterol biosynthesis protein. Gene Ontology annotation, molecular function: Delta24(24-1) sterol reductase activity. The transcript is spliced from 8 exons. The record is from RefSeq and is a predicted model, not a curated record. The coding region runs from base 31 to 1458 and encodes 475 amino acids. Gene Ontology annotation, cellular component: endoplasmic reticulum membrane. Gene Ontology annotation, biological process: ergosterol biosynthetic process. NCBI's taxonomy places the organism in Eukaryota, Fungi, Basidiomycota, Agaricomycetes, Hymenochaetales, Hymenochaetaceae.